This is a messenger RNA of Coregonus sp. 'balchen', 8194 nucleotides long. The record is from the annotation of a GenBank genome assembly. NCBI's taxonomy places the organism in Eukaryota, Metazoa, Chordata, Actinopteri, Salmoniformes, Salmonidae.
AUGGGACUGAAGCAGCGCGUGGUGGCGGUACCGCACCGGCAAGUGAGACAGACUGACUGAUGAUGAGAGACGAAUAGGUCUGUCUUAACAAACUGGUUUGGGGAUGGGGAUUAUUUUAAGAUGGUCAUACCAAGGAUCAUUUAGCUAUUUGAUUUUGAAUUUUAGUACAUUCCAUCAGAAAGUAUUCAUACCCCUCGACUUAUUCUACAUUUUGUUGUGUUACAGCCUGAAUUCAAAGUGAAAACGUGUUUUAAGAAAUCUUUGCAAAUAUAUUGAAAAUGAAAUAUAGAAAUAUCUAAUUUACAUAAGUAUUCACAACUCUGAGUCAAUACUUUGUAGAAGCACCAUUGGCAGUGAUUACAGCUGUGAGUCGUUCUGGGUAAGUCUCUAAGAGCUUUGCACACCUGGAUUGUACAAUAUUUCCACAUUAUCCUUUUAAAAAUUCUUCAAGCUCUGUCAAGUUGUUUGUUGAUCAUUGUUAGACAGCCAUUUUCAAGUCUUGCCAUAGAUUUUCAAACUGAUUUAAGUCAAAACUGUAAUUGCAGUUUAACUUUAGUGCCUUAUGCAAACAGGAUGCAUGUUUUGGAAUAUUUUUUAUUCUGUACAGGGUUCCUUCUGUUCACUCUGUCAUUAGGUUAGUAUUGUGGAGUAACUACAAUGUUGUUGAUCCAUCCUCAGUUUUCUCCUACCACAGCCAUUAAACUCUGUACCUGUUGUAAAGUCACCAUUGGCCUCAUGGUGAAAUCCUUGAGCCAUUUCCUUCCUCUCCGGAAACUGAGUUAGGAAGGAGGCCUGUAUCUUUGUUGUGACUGGGUGUAUUGAUACACCAUCCAAAGUGUAAUUACCUGGGGCGGAAGGUAGCUUAGUGGUUAAGAGCAUUGUGCCAGUAACCAAAAGGUCACUGGUUCUAAUCCCCGAGCCGACUAGGUGAAAAAUCUGUCGAUGUGCCCUUGAGCAAGGCACUUAACCCCAAUUUUAAGUCUGGUUAAGAGCGUCUGCUAAAAUGACUAAAAUGUAAUUAAUAACUUCACCAUGCUUAAAGGGAUAUUCAAUAUGUGUUUUGUUUUAUUUUUACCCAUCUACCAAUAGGUGCCCUUCUUGCGAGGCAUUGGAAAACUUCCCUGGUCUUUCUGGUUGAAUCUGUGUUUGAAAUGCACUGCUCGACUGAGGGACCUUAAAGAUAAUUGUAUGUGUGGGGUACAGAGAUGAGGUAAUCAUUCAAAAACAAUGUUAAACGCUAUUAUUGCACACAGUGAGUCAAUGCAACUUAUGUGACUUAAGCACAUUUUUACUCCUGAACUUAUUUACACUUGCCAUAACAAAGGGGUUGAAUACUUAUUGACUCAAGACAUUUCAGCUUUUCAUUUUUUAUGAAUUUGUAAAAAUCUCUAAAAACAUAAUUACACUUUGACAUUAUUGGGUAUUGUGUGUAGGCCAGUGACACAACAUCUCAAUUUAAAUUCAGGCUGUAACACAACAAAAUGUGGAAAGAGUCAAGGGGUGUGAAUACUUUCUGAAGGCACUGUAUAACAAAAAAAUGAAUACAUGUUAUGGAUGAAACAUUGAAUUUGGCCUUACUGCUAUUGGCCCAUAGAAACACAUUGAAUAACAGAUUCAUACAUGGAAAAACAGUAAAAAAAAAGUCUCUCUCCUAUAUCUGAGGUAUACACUACCAGUCAAAAGUUUGGACACACCUACUCAUUCAAGGGUUUUUCUUUAUUUGUACUUUUUUAUACAUUGUAGUAUAAUAGUGAAGACAUCAAAACUAUGAAAUUACACAUAUGGAAUCAUGUAGUAACCAAAGAAGUGUUAAACCAAUCUAAAUAUAUUUUAUAUUUGAGAUUCUUCAAAUAGCUACCCUUUGCCUUGAUGACAGCUUUGCACACUGUAUAUUAUUUUUUGGACACAUAUUUAACCUCUUUUUUUAGGCACUAAACUACUUCCAUAUUGCCUUCAGAAAGUAUUCAUACCCCUUGACUUAUUCUACAUUUUGUGUUACAGCCCGAAUUCAGAAUGUAUAAUAUAAUUUUUCUCACCCAUUUACACACAAUACCCCAUAAUGACAAAGUGAAAACAUAUUUUUAGAAAUGUUUUCCAAUAUAUUGAAAAUAAAAUACAUAAAUAUCUAAUUUACAUAACUCUUCACACCCCUGAGUCAAUACUUUGUAGAAGCACCAUUGGUAGCGAUUACAUCUGUGUGUCUUUCUGGGUAAGUCUCUAAGAGCUUUCCACACCUGGAUUGUGCAACAUUUGCCCAUUAUUCUUUUCAAAACUCUUCAAACACAUGCAUUUUUUUAACCUUUAGAUAGCAUUUAUCUUGUGUCAGUCAAUCCUCAACCGGCCCUACAGAUAUGUGACGGAGCGGAUCAAGGUGAAGUCUUCUAGUGCACCUUCAUCCUCAGAUGAUGAGGAGGAAGGAGUGGGGCCCCAGUUUGUUCUUCCCUAAUUUUGUGUGGGCCAUCAGAGAUUUCACUCUACUACUCGAGAUCGACGGCAGAAACGUCACCGAAGACGACUAUCUGGAGCAUUCCCUGGAACUCAAAAAAGGUGACACUAACACUAGCCACCACCCCUAUGAUCAACAGUGCACAAUGGCUCUCCAAAGAAUAGUGUACCAUGAAUGAUUAUAUAGUUGCAAUAAUCAUUCAUAGUUGCAAUAAUCAUUCUCACAAAGAGCAAAUCAAAUCUUAUUUGUCACAUGCGCCGAAUACAACUGGUGUAGACCUUACCGUGAAAUGCUUACUUACAAGCCCUUAACCAACAAUGCAGUUCAAGAAAUAGAGUUAAGAAAAUAUUUACCAAAUGAAAAGUAACAAUAAAAUAACAAUUACGAGGCUAUAUACAGGGGUUACCGGUACCGAAUCAAUGUGCGGGGUACAGCAGUGUAAAAAGAAAAGGGGGGGGGGGGUGUCAGUGUAAAUAGUCCGGGUGGCCAUUUGAUUAAUUGUUCAGCAGUCUUAUAGCUUGGGGGUGGAAGCUGUUAAGGAGCCUUUUGGACCUAGACUUGGCGCUCCGGUACCGCUUGCCGUGCGGUAGCAGAGAGAACAGUCUAUGACUUGGGUGACUGGAGUCUUUGACAAUUUUUUGGGCUUUCCUCUGAUGGGUUGAAAAGAAGAUUGAUAUUUGCUCUGAGUGUUGCUAAAUUACAUAUUGUAGCAUUACACUCAUAAUCAAACAGACUUAUAAACCAAGUGACUCAAUUACUUUAUCCGGUUUGUUUAUUGGUCAUACAGUAUUCUGCUAUAUCUUAUAUCUCUAAGGGCCGGUCCCCCAGACACAGAUUAGGCCUACUCCUGGACUAAAAAGCAUUUUCAAUGGACAAUCUCUUUUUUGGGGGGUCCAGAACAAGGCCUAAUCUGUGUCUGGGAAACUGGUUAUAAAAUUCUAGUCAUGUGAGGGUAAGAAGAACCUGAUGUACAACCUCCCAUGAGAGUGCAUCCAGAACAACUUCCCCUCGCGCAAGUGCUUUGCAUUCCCCACCCCUACAACUCCUGACAACAUGCCCCGCCUGGACUCCAUGGACGAGGCUGACCUCUGUGGAAACUUCCGAGGUCGCAGAUAUGCUUCAUUUCCCAGGUGACCAGUAUGAAAACUGUCAAACGGGGCCACGAAGUAACCGGGAGAAAUAAAUCAAAUAUCUGCAGAUUCUGCACAGACGCACAUUUUCUCGUUGAAUGUAGCCAGUUAUUUUACCACCAAAUGUAUACAUUUAUAUUUUUCCGCCACCUCUUAUCUGAAUCCAGUGCUGGGCCACUUGGUCAACACCUAUGUGGAGACCAUAGCCAAAGGCGCUGUGCCCUGUCUGGAGAAUGCGGUGCUGGCCAUGGCUCAAAUUGAGAACCAAGCUGCUGUGGAUGAGGGCCUGGCGGUGUAUCAGAGGGGCAUGGAGGAGGUGAAGGCCUUAUUCCCUGUGGACAUGGGUCAGAUUUCAGCUCAUCACCUCCGCUCAGACCACCAGGCCACGCAGCGAUCCUUCAAAGAUGAAAAUUGGGAUUUCUUGAAAGCUCUAGCGGUAAGGGUAAUUAUUUAAGAUCUGUGCCUAGUACGAACACUGAGUUCUUAACUCUUUCAAGGACCACUUUUUCCAAAUGCUUCCCUAAAAAUGUAUUGACUCUUGCAGGAGGCCACUGCAAAAGACUACACUGACCUUCUCAUCCAGAAUGAGGAGGUCUCAGAGAAGAAAUGUAAGGCCCUUCUGGAGAAGCUGUCUGCUCCGAUGGCCCAGAAGAUUAUAGGUGGGAUCUACGCCACACCAGGAGGCUAUGAGCUUUACUGCAAUCACCAUGACAACAUGGUGGCACAGUACCGGGCCGAGCACAACAAAGGAGUUAGGGUAAGACCUUCAGGCUGAGUUCUUGCUAGGGCUGAAUGAAAGUGUUUUCCUUUAGGGAUGUCACAAACAAAAAAAUAUAUAUUAAAACACAGGAGCUGUUCUUAUCUUUCAGGUUGUAGAUGGGUUGCUAUUCUUUAUAUCAGACUUGUUACUGUUAUGAUUCACAUUAGCUGCAAUAAUGUAUCUUUAGGCAUGUUUAGCAUCAUACCAGAAACACAUCUAACUGGUUUUAGAUUGCCAUCAAACAAUGAUAAAACAUGUAGCCUUGGGGGGGUGUUUUCUGCAGACUAAGGAGAUUCUGGAGCAGUUCCUGAGGGAGAAGAGUCUAGAGAAGAAUUCCAUCCUGCAAGCUGACAAAAAACUGACCGAAAAUGAGAAAAACAUCCACGGUAAAUCCAAAAUAAGGCAUGGGAUGUUAUUUAGUUGAAUUCUGGUUGAAGUGAAUUCUCACAAUAAAUAGGGUCAACAUAUACUGAACAAAAAUAUAAAACACAACAUGUGUUGGUCCCAUGUUCCAUGAGCUGAAAUAAAAUAUGUUUCUAAACAUUUCUACAUUAAUGUGGAUGCUACCAUGACUACAGAUAAUCCUGAAUGAAUCGUGAAUAAUGAUUAGUGAGAAAGUUAAGAUGCACAAAUAUCAUACUCCCAAGGCAUGCUAAUCUCUCACCAUUACAAUAACAUGGGAGGUUAUAUUUGUGCUGUAAUGUCACGAACGUCAGGGAGAGACCAAGGCGCAGCGUUGAAUGCGUACAUAUUUAUUAAUAGAAUGAUCACACGAUCAAAACAACGGACGAUAACGUGAUGUCUACGGUUUAACACAAACCAAACAAGAACAAGAAACCACAAACACAAAGUGAAAGACAGACAGUUAAAUAUGGCUCCCAAUCAGAGACAACCAGCUGACACUCGUUGCCUCUGAUUGGGAGUCACUCAGGCCAACAUAGAAAUACAAACAUAGAAUUACACACCCUGGCUCAACAUAACAGUGUCCCCAGAGCCAGGGCGUGACAGUACCCCCCCCUAAAGGCGCGGACUCCGACCGCGCCAACUAAAUACCACAGGGGAGGGACCGGGUGGGCACUCCGCCUUGGCGGCGGAUCCGGCUCCGGGCCUGAUCCCCACUCCCUCUCCAACCCCCCAAAGUACCCCUGGUCCGGUCUGGCCCCGCUGGCCGGAGCUGGACUGCACACUGAUGGAGCGGAUUGCUCUAGCUCCGGCGUAACGCAUCUGACCGGUGCCGGACCAGGCACCAGUGGAACAGGCACGGGCCGUGCCGGACCGACGACGCACACCACUGGCUUGGUGUGGGGAGCAGGAGCGGGCCGGACCGGGCUGACGAAACGCACCACAGACUUGGUGCGGGGAGCAGGAAUGGGCCGGACUGGGCUGGCGACGCGCACCACAGACUUGGUGCGGAGAGCAGGAACGGGCCGGACAGGGCUGACGAAACGCACCACAGACUUGGUGCGGGGAGCAGGAAUGGGCCGGACUGGGCUGGCGACGCGCACCACAGACUUGGUGCGGAGAGCAGGAACGGGCCGGACAGGGCUGACGAAACGCACCACAGACUUGGUGCGGGGAGCAGGAAUGGGCCGGACUGGGCUGGCGACGCGCACCACAUACUUGGUGCGGAGAGCAGGAACGGGCCGGACAGGGCUGACGAAACGCACCACAGACUUGGUGCGGGGAGCAGGAAUGGACCGCACCGUACUGGGGACACACACCACUGGCCCUACACCGGGAUCUGGAACGGGCCGGACCGGACUGGCAACACACGCCAGUACCUCUCGCCGUGCCUCUACAUCCUCCAUCCCCUCUUCGACCAGUGGCCCCCGUAACCUGGCGGCCUCCUCUGGCAACCCGCGCGGCCUCCUGCUGGUCCGACGUCGUGAGCCCCCCCCUAAAAAUUUUCUGGGAGUCUCUCCUCCCCGUGGGCCAGGCCUCGAUAAUUCUCGCCCAACUCUCGCUCUUCUGCUUCCAAUCUCCGCCAUUCAGCUCCUCAUUCGGCUUGACCCAGUCGAAGCUCUGCCUCCACUGUUGCCAAGUCCACCCACUCUGCUCCUCACUAGGCUGCUUGGUCCAGUUCUGGUGGUUUCUUCUGUCACGAACGUCAGGGAGAGACCAAGGCGCAGCGUUGAAUGCGUACAUAUUUAUUAAUAGAAUGAUCACACGAUCAAAACAACGGACGAUAACGUGAUGUCUACGGUUUAACACAAACCAAACAAGAACAAGAAACCACAAACACAAAGUGAAAGACAGACAGUUAAAUAUGGCUCCCAAUCAGAGACAACCAGCUGACACUCGUUGCCUCUGAUUGGGAGUCACUCAGGCCAACAUAGAAAUACAAACAUAGAAUUACACACCCUGGCUCAACAUAACAGUGUCCCCAGAGCCAGGGCGUGACAUGUAACUAACUUUCUCACUCAUCAUUAUUCAGGAUUCAUUCAGGAUUAUCCGUAAUCAUGGUAGCAUUAAGAUUAAUGUAGAAGGGUAUAGAAACACAUUCUAUUUUUAUUUACAAUAAAAGUGACUCCAAAAUAACAAUACAUUAUUUAUUUCUAUUGGACACAAAAUAAUCUGAAACACAACCAAAACAAAUAGCAAAUGCAUCCAACAAAUUUGUAGAGUCACAAGCUUGAUGCAGUCAUUCAUGCUAUGACUAUGGGACCAAAUACUUACAUUUUACUGCUUUAAUACACAUAAGUGAAUGUUCCAAUAAUUUUGGUCCCCUAAAAUGGGGGGACUGUGUACAAAAAGUGCUGUAAUUUCUAAACGGUCACCCAAUAUGGAUGAAAAUACCCUCAAAUUAAAUCUCAGUCUGCACUUUAACCUCAGUCAUUGUAUAAUUUCAAAUACAAAGUGCUGGAGUAGAGAGCCAAAACAAGAAAUGUGUCACUGUCCCAAUACUUUUAGAGCUCACUAUAAUUAGAAUAUAUAUGACAAAUCUCUGAAGUUCAAUGUAAAAUGCAUAUCUGUUAGUGUUUAUGUAAGUAGUAGUAGUCUAUCUGACUCACAUCUGGAAAACCUAAUUCAUGCUUUUGUGGCCUGAGUUCUUCUUCCUUUAAUCUCAGAUAACGGGCCACAAUUUGGUGUUCAAAUAGCUCAGACCAAGAAUCAAUCAGUUUGCACUCGAGAAAUAGCCAUUGGCUGCUGUCUUUUUUCUGACACAGAGAAGAGAGCCCUGGCUGAACAGGCAGUGAAGAUGGAGGCAGAGAAAAUGGAGGCAGAGAAACAGCAACAGUUAGAGAAACUGACCCAGGAGAGGAAGAGAAGUCAUCAGGAGGGCAUCCGUCAGCUAGAGGUAUGUAUGGACACUGGAAACCUAUAGUAUACCAAGUCUCCUAAAAUACUAUUUACAUUAUUAUUUUUUUUUACUAUAACCACAGAUUGUAGUAACUGAGGGAGGUGAACACAACAGUGUUUAAGAAGAUACCGCUUGCAAAUCCAUAACUAGGAUGUCUGUAUUGUGUUGUCCCUCUGUGAUUCUAGGCCAAGAUGGGCCAGGAGGCAAAGGAGAAGCAACAGGAGUUGGAGAGAGCGAUAGAUCGCAAGCUCCAGGAGCAGGAGAAGCUGAUGGCUAAGGUCUUUAUGGAGAAAGAGGCAGUAAUGAAGGUGGAGAUACAGAGCCUGAGAGAGAAGGAGGCCAAGCGUGAGGAGAAGGAAGAGGAGUCUCGCAACUCUAGAGCCAUUACACAGGGUAUCGUAGAGGAUGUAAGCAAUGGCUUCGGUCACUACUUCAACUACAGGAAAGCCCGUGAGGAACUCAAGGCGCUUGUGUUAAAGGCGCGGGUCAGAUCCUACACUCCCAAACUCAAAACAGGAGCGGUUGUCAAUGGCAUUACCCCUGGCUCAGACACACUG